Molecule: messenger RNA, 1301 nt
Organism: Prosopis cineraria
Lineage: Eukaryota; Viridiplantae; Streptophyta; Magnoliopsida; Fabales; Fabaceae
Product: tetraspanin-10-like
Biological process (GO): auxin-activated signaling pathway
Cellular component (GO): plasma membrane; plasmodesma
Source: RefSeq, a predicted model, not a curated record
UUGAAGUGCUACUUCUAGCGCUCACAAAACCACAAGAAACUGUUCCUUCUUCUGGUUCUUCAAAUUCUUGUGUUUUUUAAGCCAAAGAAACGGAAGGAAAAUCUUCUUGUAAACAUUCGAACUCCGAAUUUCUGACAUCUUAACCUUUUCCCUCUUCGCGUGCCGCAGAGGAGGAGGAAAGGGGAAAAUGGGAGUCGGAACUAGUAACUUUGUAAUCAGAUGGAUCAACUUUUUCACCAUGCUUUUGGCUGUUGCAGUAAUAAUAUGAAUAUGGAUGAGCAAUCAUCAUGAUGGCUGUAGGAAGUCUCUCACUCUGCCUGUGAUAAGCCUUGGAGCAUUUAUCUUCAUAAUAUCCGUAAUCGGUUUCUUGGGUGCCCUAAAAAACAUCUCUAUAGUGUUAUGGGUUUAUCUGAUCAUCCUAUGCUUCAUCUUAAUAGCUAUUCUGGUCUUCACUGUACUGGCGUUUAUUGUGACUAAUAAUGGAUCAGGUCAUAACGUGGCUGGCUUGAGGUACAAGGAGUAUCAACUGGAAGAUUACAGCUCAUGGUUCCUCAAACAAUUGAACAAUUCUCGUAACUGGGCUCACCUGAGGAGUUGUCUUGUCAAAUCUGAAGACUGCAAUAAGCUAUCAAAAAAAUACAAGACUCUUAAACAAUAUAAAUUGGCUAAAUUGACCUCCAUUGAGGCUGGCUGUUGUAGACCACCUUCUGAAUGUGGAUAUCCUGCUGUAAAUGCAUCAUACUAUGACUUGACCUUUCAUCCAGUUAGCGCUAGCUAUGACUGCAGACGGUACAAAAACUCUCGGGUAGUCAAAUGUUAUGAUUGUGAUUCUUGCAAGGCUGGGGUUGCACAAUACAUGAAAACUGAGUGGAGGAUCGUUGCAAUAUUUAAUGUUGUUUUAUUUGUUGUGUUGGCUAUUAUAUACUUUGUUGGAUGCUGUGCGAGACGAAAUGCUGCCAGGAGCCAUUCUAAGGCUUGAAGGGAGAAUAUAUGUGCUGCUUCUACAAAUUUCUUUUGAUUAAUGCCAAUUGAAGAUAUCAAUGUCUGCGGCAUUUGGUUUGUACUUGUUUAGUGACUUUUUUUUCCCAAAAAAAAAAAUAAAAAUAAAAUUUGGUAAAAAAUUGUGAAUUUCUGUACCCAUGAGACUUGACUUUUGUUAUGUCAUCACAUUUUUAUUCUUUGAAGUGUAUAGCAAAUUCAAAUUUAGGAAACUUACUGUGCAUGGACAAGUUUAAUCAUGCAAAGUGUGGCUUAUUAUUCCUUUUGGAGGAUUUGUCAGAAUACAAUCAAGAUUAUCUCAA